Molecule: messenger RNA, 234 nt
Organism: Necator americanus (New World hookworm)
Lineage: Eukaryota; Metazoa; Nematoda; Chromadorea; Rhabditida; Ancylostomatidae
Exons: 2
Coding region: 1-234 (77 amino acids)
Source: RefSeq, a predicted model, not a curated record
AUGCAUGGGAUCAUUCGCGCCACAUGGUGGUGCAAAAUGGAAUUUCCUAUGUUUUCAAGCGGAGAACCUGUGGGAAAAUUAGUCAAGAUUUCCUUUCUCCUCCGUGGAAUCCCGAGUGCAAGAGGCGCAAUGAACGCGAAAGUUCAAACCUGCGUCUCGCGAGAUUGCAAUCUUCGUGUGAGCGCAUAUCCGCAUUCGUACCCCUCAAUACCUGUUCCAGCACGAAAGCACUGA